GCAAAACUACGAUCGUGUACCAUUAGAGGGAUCAGUCGCAUUUUAGGUGGUAACAGUUGUGCCAGGGGGCUGUGGGCCUCAGCGCUCUAAAUCUGCACGACCGAGCUCUUGCCUCAGCGUGUGAUCCAAUUUUUCGUGGAUGGACAGUCUCUUCAUCUCCCAGGUGCCGAUCAACCCGUGGACUGUCUGGAGCUAAUGUUGCAGUGCUGCUGGAAACCAGCCUGCCAAGAUGUUUCUGGGCCUUCUCAUAUCUGGGGUCGACUGGAAUAUACCUGUCUCUUCGCCUGGUUGCUUCGCAAACUCGCAGUCAGAAUUCACGACGAUCAAAAGGUCAUGGGCAUACCAGGACACAUAAUCGUACUACCGUGGUCUACAAUCUACUGGAGCCGCCUACUUGUGUUCCGAGUCAAAGUCAUGGUCCUUAACAUAGACACUGAUUUCUUUCUGAGCGCAUAGCUCCCUUUGCCUUCACUUCAAGCCAGCCUUUGUUAGUCAUGCGGUUCAUUUCUCGAUUACGGAUGAAUCUUUCUCGCUUCCUCUCGCGUUGUUUCCACUGCAAACCGGUCCCUCCAGACUCUUCUUUGCCCACCUCCACCUCUACCAUGCCCUGGCAAUCAUGCCUCGUCUGCAAGGAAGAAACCUCCAACUACUGCAGGUACUGCGCGCAAACACACAACAACGGAACGAUAGUCGGCGCACGUUUCUACUGCGAUAUCGACUGCAGAAAUAAGGACGAGCUGGAGCACCUCAAAGUCCACAUGAACGUUGAUUGCUCCACGCCGCUGAAUAUCGAACGCGCAGGGAAGGCGGGCAGGAUCGCACAGUCGCUAUUCUACACGUUCUUAGAGAACACAUGGACUUACGAUAUGAGGAAGGUGAGCAUCAAGCGCGAUCAAGAUCACGAUCUGGUUUCAGUCGAAGUCACCGACGGCGUGGGUGUAAUUGCAUCUCCAGGAGGCCACACCGAUUGCAAGAUCUACGCAGGCGGGUGGCUCACUAAGUUCCCGGUCGAAUCUUUUGGCACUUUCGAAGACGAUGCAAAGUAUGCGCUCUUGACCGACCGCAGUUCCAUCUGGGCGUUUGUGGUCAUGCAUGCUGCAAUCCAAGCUCUUUUCCAAGAUCUAGUGAACGACGUCCAGACCGAUAUCAAGGAAGUCGUGCACUACCCAGUCGAGAAGGCCUCUCGCAUCGUUCAUGCGCGAGGUAUCUUCGGCUCUGACACAAGGCGCCACGACCAAAUGUACCCAGACCAAGAUGAGCGAGGUGACGUCAAGGGAGUGUACGAGAUCAUGCUCAAAUGCGGGUCGAAGAUCGUGCUGGAUCUCGCAAGCGCACAGUGGGACAUCCAGGAUGGCAACGGUGCCCAGACACCUGUUACAUUUUGGCAAGAUUACUGGUCCCGCUGGGGCGCAGCUAUCAAGUACCGCAUCCCAUUCCGCAGCCAUGCACUUAAGCACGCCGCAAAGAUGAACAACUAUCGUGUGGUCACCUCUCAGACCCUGAUCAUGGAGACGACCGUCUACCUCAACGUCUUCAUGUCAAACGCAUGCAAGGUUGAGCUCGAUUUUCAUCCGCGCGAGCUUCUCGAAAUGGACAACGACACCUACCGGAACGCAAAGCAGCGCUUCCUUGCGAAGGCCACGAUGUAUCUCCAGAAGCGCGCCAUUGGGCUCGACAACGGUGACCACCGCAACAUCUUCAACGCGUUCGAUCUGCAUCACCCUGAACUCAUCGCAGAGGGACCAAAUCUUCGGCACAAGCCCAACGGCUCGCUUCCACUUGACAUAGGUGACAUGGCGAAGUUCGACUGGAAGGCGCUCAGCCGUCUAAUCCAGCAGCCAGCCUCGGUGGUCUCUUUUAAGGAAAAGAAGCGAGCAGUACCGCUUAAACAGAAGCGCAGUGUUUACAAGGAGCCUGGUGCAUGGCAGCUGGUCUUCCUGGAGGAUACGCUCCCUGAUCCCAAGAUUCCUGUGACGUGCGUCAGUGAGAACCCCGGAUGGAAAUUAGGUUAAGAUGACGGAUCUCCACGCAUUUGGCAUCUGUGACGUGCCAACGCUCGAUCAAGGAGACAGAUCGAUGUGCCAGAACUAAAGGCAUUUGUCGUUUUUGUUGAGGGUAGUCCGUCCUUGACAAGACUAUUUUAGAGCAACUGCAUGUACAUACCUGACUCACUGGCGCAUUGUGGAAUUACUCGUUGCCUCGUGUAAUCAGUUCUGGUCAUCGAUAAUAUAAUUGACAUCCACCUUCCA
This is a messenger RNA of Didymella exigua CBS 183.55, 2249 nucleotides long. RefSeq lists its product as uncharacterized. The record is from RefSeq and is a predicted model, not a curated record. The transcript has 2 exons. The coding region runs from base 495 to 2012 and encodes 505 amino acids. Lineage: Eukaryota; Fungi; Ascomycota; Dothideomycetes; Pleosporales; Didymellaceae.